ACAUAGUUCUCAGUGAAUUCCCAAGAUUAUAAAGAAGCAAAUGUAAACAAUAAUUUCCUCUAAUUUCACAAAAUUAUGGAAGACCUUCAAGAUAUAGUAGUAGAAGCUUUAGAAGUGUAUAUAAAUCACAUUCUUUACAUUCGUGAUCUGUAUCCCGGUCAAAUAUUCAAAAAACGUAGAAUAUACAAUACACCAGUUUAUGUGUCCAUAUAUCCACCUUUAAACACAUAUUUAUAUAAAGUGCUAAGAACGUCUAGGGAACUGUUAAAGACCCAAGAAUUAGAAUGUGUGGAGAUACUUUUCUAUAAGGAUGAUAACAAGGAAUAUGAACGUUAUAAAUUUAAAACAAUAUUGGAAAAAAAUUGCCAAAAUGAAGAUGAAUUUUUGUUGGAUUUUGAAGAACAGUUAAGAAGUUCUUUAGGCACCUUGGCCGAAAGGCUUAAAGGUUUGGAAAAACUGCCCUCAGAUGCUAAGUUUAGAAUUUUGGUUUAUACCACACAAGCUGCUUUUGUUAGAUUAACACAUAAUGCUCACUAUCAGGAUUUUCCCUGGUUACGUGCUGAUUUGAAACCAGCUUUAACUCACCAGGAAAUUUCUUUAUUGCCUCUAACCAGCCUCAACUGUUUAGGGUUGAAUGUAACUGCUGAAAUAUUUUAACACACCUUUUG
Lucilia cuprina (Australian sheep blowfly) is the source of this 668-nucleotide messenger RNA. RefSeq names its product DNA polymerase zeta processivity subunit (gene PolZ2). The transcript has 3 exons. The coding region runs from base 76 to 657 and encodes 193 amino acids. Gene Ontology annotation, cellular component: zeta DNA polymerase complex. The record is from RefSeq and is a predicted model, not a curated record. NCBI's taxonomy places the organism in Eukaryota, Metazoa, Arthropoda, Insecta, Diptera, Calliphoridae.